This is a messenger RNA of Myxozyma melibiosi, 1335 nucleotides long. RefSeq names its product major facilitator superfamily domain-containing protein. Gene Ontology annotation, biological process: transmembrane transport. Gene Ontology annotation, cellular component: membrane. The record is from RefSeq and is a predicted model, not a curated record. NCBI's taxonomy places the organism in Eukaryota, Fungi, Ascomycota, Lipomycetes, Lipomycetales, Lipomycetaceae. Gene Ontology annotation, molecular function: transmembrane transporter activity. The transcript has 2 exons. Bases 1 to 1335 code for a protein of 444 amino acids.
AUGACUGUCGACGCUGAAAAACAAGAUACGACACUCACCGUCUCGCCCUACGAGGAAGGCUCGUCGGCCAGCAACUCCGUCGAUGGCCUGCCUAAAGACGAACAAUCCCCUCCCGAAAUCAACACCGCUGCUCUGGAGGUCCCCGACGGCGGUCUAGUUGCCUGGAUGCAGGUCUCUGGCUCUUUCCUUCUCUUCACAAACAGCUGGGGCAUCCUCAACUCCUUCGGCGUCUUUGAGACCUACUACGUCUCCAUCAACCUCUCCGGCAAGUCCUCGUCCCAAAUCGCCUGGAUCGGCUCCCUCCAAGCCUUCCUCCUUCUCAUCGUCGGCAUCUUCUCCGGCCCCUUCUUUGACCUCGGCUUCUUCCGUCCCCUCAUGCUCACCGGCUCCAUCAUCGUCGUCCUCGGCCUCGUCUUCACCAGUCUCUGCAAAGAGUACUGGCAGCUCAUCCUUGCCCAGGGCAUCCUCACCGGCAUCGGUUGCGGCUUGUUCUUCGUGCCCUCCGUCGCCAUCGUGCCCCAGUACUUUGACAAGAAGCGCGCGCUGGCGCUCGGCAUCGCUGCAUCAGGAUCCUCUGUCGGCGGCGUGAUCUACCCCAUCAUCUUCCACAAGCUGCACGCGAAAAUCGGCUUUGGCUGGUCGAUCAGAGUUAUCGCGCUCAUCGUCCUCGUCACGCAGACGUACGUCGUCGCAAUCAUGCGCACGCGCGUCAAGCAGCCCCGGAAGCGCGUCAAGGCCUCAAAGAGCGUGAUCGUCUACCCUCCCUUCCUCGCCUUCGUCGGCUUUGGCUUCUUUGGCUUUAUGGGUGUUUAUAUCCCCUUCUUCUACAUGGAGGGCUUUUCCUUACUCAAAGGCAUCUUCGACGCCGACAUGUCCUUCUACACUCUCGCAAUCAUGAACGCCGCGUCGACGUUCGGCCGGUUACUCCCAAACGCGCUCGCCGACAAAAUCGGCCCGUUCAACGUCCUCGUCCCCUGCCUCGUGGCUACCAGCGUCCUCAUGUUCUGCUGGAUCCCCGCCACCGACAAAGCCGGCGUGAUCCUAAUCUCAAUCCUCUACGGCUUCUUCUCGGGCUCCAUCAUCUCCCUCUCCGCGCCCUGCAUGUCCGUCAUGACGCCCGACAUCGCCAUCCUCGGCACUCGCAUGGGCGUCUUAUUCGCAAUCUCAAGCCUGGGUCUGCUCGUCGGCACCCCGGUCGCAGGACAACUGCUCAAGACCCAUCUGCAAUUCGAAGCCCCCGCGCUGUUCGGCGGCUCCGUCCUCAUCCUCUCCGCGAUCUUGCUUACAGUGUCGCGGCUGCUGUACACCGGCCCCGUCUUGAUGGCCAAAGCGUAG